GCAAAGGAUCAGAAUUCAGAACCAGAGACAGCAACUGUGGAGGGAAAAGCAAACGACGUCGUCAUCUUUCGUACCCUGUCUAGGAUUCCCUCCACACGCCAUCAUUACUUCUUCUUCCUACUUUUUCCCUCUUCUUUACAAACCCAACACCUUCCUUUCCAUCUUCACAAAUCAUUCACACUCUCACUCCUUCUCCUGAAUCCUAAACGACAUUCGUUUUCACCUCUUAUUUUACAUUCCUUCGUCUUCCUUCCACUUCUUCCAUGGCAGCAACAACACCUCGAUCCAUCCCCGACAUUCCCAUUGAUUUCCGAGCUCCUCCGCCCUCUCCCAUCGCCUCCGGCCGCCGUUCCUCCUUCGCUAACGACGACGUUCUCACCGAGUUUCUCGAGACCUCGCUCCGUGUACCUGACCUUAUCCUUCCCGACAAGAUCUUCCCCAAACAAAAUUGCCUCGAGACGCCUCCCAAGGUUGAUUUUAGAUCCUUGUGCUCUGAUCAUGACGACGCUGCGUCAUUGUCCGACGUCGUUUCCGACUCUCUGGCGAGAAUCGGAUGUUUUCAGCUGGUGAAUCAUGGAGUCCCGCGGGAAUUAAUGACCUCGACUAGGGAGGUUGCUGCGCGGGCGAUAUUUCAGGUCUCGCCGGAGAAGCGAGCGACGGUGACGAGAUCGCCGCCGGAGAAACCGUGGGGGUUCGAAGAGUAUCAUUCGGAUGAGGACGGAAGUGAGUUGAGCGAGGAGUUCGUAUGGUGCAGAGAUCAUGACUUAAAGUUGAAAAUGGAGGGAAUUUCGCAAAUCGGAUAUUCAAAAUUCAGCAAGGAGAUGGAAGCUCUGAUGUCAGGCAUAGAAAAGGUGGCCGAGAAAAUUCUGCCGGUGAUGUUGAAGAAUUUUCCCGGAGAAUUAGUUACAGGUGGCACUGAUGAUGAAGAAUUUGGGACAGUAUGUUGUGUUUAUAAGCACAGCCAGGAUAGUAUGGCAGAGGGAUGGGCUAAUUCUUUGAAAUAUGAUGUGAUCAGAAUGCUGAUAAGAGGAACAGAUUACUCUCACGCCUUGUGCUUGCAUGUAUGUGAUGGGUGUUCAGAGUUUCACGUUUACUCUAAGAAAGGCUGGCUCUCUUUCUGCCCUGAACAAGGCGCACUUAUAAUCACCGUUGGAGACCAAAUCCAGGCAACAAGUGGUGGGCUCUACAAGCAGGUGAUUGGAAGGCCAAUCUUGAAAGGAGAGAAAGAUCAUGACAGUAUUUCAAUAGCUUUCCUUUAUUCUCCUCCAAGCAACAGAAACAGUUCUCCAUCCAAAAAGGAAAGAACUAUAUCAUUUGGCCAGCAAGCUUUGUUAGCUAUAAUUCUGACCCUAAUCUUCCAAUUCUUCAUUUUUGUCUACAAGAAAUGUUGAUCACAAUCUUGUUUUGGAGAAUUGUUGUGCACAGUUCAGUACAAAUUACACGAGUCAUAUCUAUUUAUAUGUGGUGAUUACAAAGAUUA
Messenger RNA from Prosopis cineraria, 1480 nucleotides. RefSeq names its product 1-aminocyclopropane-1-carboxylate oxidase 1. NCBI's taxonomy places the organism in Eukaryota, Viridiplantae, Streptophyta, Magnoliopsida, Fabales, Fabaceae. The coding region runs from base 264 to 1391 and encodes 375 amino acids. The record is from RefSeq and is a predicted model, not a curated record. The transcript has 3 exons.